AUGUUUCUCUUUCCAUUUAUUCGUUACGAAUAUUGCAUAUUUCUUCUUCUUUUCUGUUUGACUACAUUUUUUUUCUUCUACAUUUUUAUUUUUGCCAUUCCACUUUUUGCUUUCGCCAUUAGUUUUCCCCCUUUUUUUCUGUUUGUUGUUCGUAUUUUAAUUUUUUUUAUGUAUUAUUUUGCAGUUUUAUUUUUUUUUUUUUACAAUUUUUCUUUUAAACAGUUCUUCUUCUUCUUCUUCUUCUUCUUCUUCUUCUUCUUCUUCUUCUUUUCUCUGUUCUAUUCAUUUUUCUUUCUUAUUACCUCUUUUAUUUCUAGCUCUUUUUCGGAUUCUCCUUCUUCUUUUCUUUUCUCUUUCCGCUUCAUUUCAUAUUCCUUUUCUUCUUUUACAAUUUUUUUUCUUUUUACACUCUUUCCAGAUUGUUCUUCUUUUCUUUUCUCUUUCCUCUUCAUUUUAUAUUCCUUUUCUUCUUUUAAUUUUUUUUUAUAUUUUAAAUUCGUUCUGAUUUUCUUCUUCUUCUUUUUCUUCUUCUUCUUCUUCUUCUUCUUCUUCUUCUUCUUCUUCUUCUUCUAUUCUAAACAUUUUUCUUCCUUAUUCAUUCUUUUUUUCUGUCUCUAUCCGGAUUCUUCUUCUUCUAGUUUUCUUUUCCCUUUCCCUAAUCACUUCCUAUUCUUUUUUAUCUUUUUAUCUAUUUCUUAUAUUUCAUAUUCAAUCUGA
Acanthosepion pharaonis is the source of this 717-nucleotide messenger RNA. The record is from the annotation of a GenBank genome assembly. NCBI's taxonomy places the organism in Eukaryota, Metazoa, Mollusca, Cephalopoda, Sepiida, Sepiidae.